AUGAAACCUUUGGCUUCAACAGUGCACCACCCUUCCCUACGUUUGCCUCGGAAGAUUUGUGGCCUAUUUGACAGUGGUUUUGCUGGUGGUAUCCUAGAUGUCACCAGCAUGGACUCUGAUGCUUCAGCUGCUUUGUCAGGCAAUCCAUUUUCACCAGGAGGUCCUAAUUCUGCUGAUGCUGCAUUCUUUGAUUCAGUUGUCUAUGGUGAUGAUGUUGCGGAGGCACUAUUCAACAGCCUUCCACCACAUUUGAUAAGUUCACUGGGUGCUCCCGAAGAUUCACUGAAUGCUCCCAAAGAGCACUUUGUCACAGACCUCCCUGCCACUGACAGCUUGGAUGCAUUUUUAAACUUGGAUGUGAUGUUGGAUCAGGACUUGACUUUUGAUGGAACGACAGAUAUAAAUCUUCUUAAUGCUAAUCCAUUGUUUGAGAAGACAGUUUAUUCACUAUUAGGAUUAGAAUCAUUUUCCUCCAAGCAGCCUGCAUUUCCGGAUUUAUACGGUCAAGAAACCACAGCUGCAGAUAUCAGUGGAUGA
Messenger RNA from Candidula unifasciata, 537 nucleotides. The record is from the annotation of a GenBank genome assembly. NCBI's taxonomy places the organism in Eukaryota, Metazoa, Mollusca, Gastropoda, Stylommatophora, Geomitridae.